AUGAGUGAUCACCUCUCCGUCCAGAACAUUGACGACGCUGAACUUCCGGGCUCUCUUCAGCGGCUCGACGAUACUCAAUUGAGCCGCACACUUCAAGGCCUUGAUGGCAGUCAGAUUCCUCGUGUCUUGCUUGCCACCAAGAGCAUGAAUGACGAACAGGGUCAGCGCAUCCUCCAGCGGCUUGACCCCUCAAAGGAUACCCGAAUCCAGACCUUUGGGGGAGUCAUGUUCUGGGGUACGAAUAUCCAGUCGAGCCCCGGACAGCCGGACCAUCCUACGUUCUGUGACAAGUUGCCUCACAAGAGAAGUACUGGAGAAUUCGCUUGUGACUGCGGCUGGCAUGACUCUGGUAAGGCGGUGGCCGACAUCAUCUUGAGUUACUACACCCUGAUGAAACAGGACGGUGUCCUCCGGUUGCAUGUUGAGGGUGCACCGAAUGAGUAUAUGUGUCGCGCAUGCGUCCACGACAGGCCGGGGCGUUUCAACACCUAUGAUUUGAAUGACUUUGAUGAUCAUAUGACCAAGAAACAUAUUGUCGGGACAAGCGAUCCUGAUGAUUCUAUCAGACGUUCGUACAAGAAGUAUUUGGGACCGCGUGCAGGCUAUAGCUUUGAACCUUGA
Messenger RNA from Fusarium tjaetaba, 621 nucleotides. RefSeq lists its product as uncharacterized. The transcript has 2 exons. The record is from RefSeq and is a predicted model, not a curated record. The coding region runs from base 1 to 621 and encodes 206 amino acids. Lineage: Eukaryota; Fungi; Ascomycota; Sordariomycetes; Hypocreales; Nectriaceae.